Molecule: messenger RNA, 357 nt
Organism: Strongylus vulgaris
Lineage: Eukaryota; Metazoa; Nematoda; Chromadorea; Rhabditida; Strongylidae
Source: the annotation of a GenBank genome assembly
CUGCUAUUUGCUGCAAUUUUUCUAACUGCAAAUUUUUGGAAUCUAGAUACCACUGAUGCUCGAGGCUGUACUGCAUUGCAUCAUGCUGCUUAUCAUGGAAAUGUUGAAGUAGCCGAACAUCUUCUUAAGGCGGGAAUUAAUAUGGCAGCGGUGGAUAAGCUCGGACGUACAGCGGUACAUUCCAUGGCAUGCGGUGGAAGCUUAAAAAUGCUGAAGGUAUUGAGAGAAGCUGGAGCAAAACUCAAUGUUCGUGACUCACGCGGAAGAACUGCCGCUCACUAUGCAGCAAUGGCAUCACACACCGAGUUGCUGAGUGAGUUCUUGCGUUCUAUGACCACUAAGUUUCUUAGAAUUUAA